AUGUCACUGCCUCCACUAUCGCCCGUAAUAGUGAUACAGUGCUUGGCAAUCGACCAGGGCCUGAUCACACUCGGUAGAUCGCUCCUGCAGUCUUUUGUGGUGGACUACGUAUUAACGAAGAACGCGCAAGCAGAUCUCAAUAGCGUUUUGCAUAGUAUUAUCUCUGAGCCUAAGCUUGCGUCAAUAUCCGAGGAUCUGAAGAUAACUCAACUGAAAGCAUUGCCCGAAAUACGCGACAAGGCGAAUAUACUUCUAGCAUUCAUUGGUGCUAUCUACAAGGAAAUGGGAUUCGAUAAGCUCAAAGGAUGGCUUUAUGAUGUGAUCACUCCGAACAUCACCGCCAUUGUCGAAUCUCAAGGAACAGCGCAACCCGAGAUGAAGCCGAACGUUGCAGACCUGGAAGCACAAGCUGCAGAAGCAGCCAAAAGCAGUCAAAAGGAGCAAAACACCGCUGCAGAUAGUAUCAAAACGUAUUAUAAUAACUCAACGGGGGAACCUGAUACUUCGUCUGAGGGAGUCUCGCAUCGAGGCAGGAAUGGAAGCAUCUCCAGAUCUGAAGAGUUCAAAACUGAAGCACUUCAAAAACGUGGAAGAAAGCAGACUGAGAAAGCAGAGACGGAGCAAGGACAUCAAACAGUUCAUUCUGAAAAGCAUAAAAAUGAGGUACAUCUCGAGCUUGAAACAUACAAGAAACAGGCUGAGAAAGCUGAGUGGGAGUACAAGCAGAAGUUACAACAGGCUGAGAAGGCGAAAGCUGAUACGCUCAAGAAAGUUGACAAGUACAAAAGGAAGUAUGAGAGAGCUGACUCAGAGAUGCAACAACAGGCUAUGACAUACAAGGAACGCGAAGAGGGUUUGAAAAAGGAGCUCAAGGAGUUAAGGGAGAUUGGAGAGGCUAAAAUGAUCAUGGACAAGGAAGAUGAAGCUGCAAGAAAGAGGGAGGCUGAAGAGCUCUCACGGAAGAGAAAGAGGGAGGAAGAAGCAGGCCCACCACUCAAGAAUUUGCGCUGGCAGUCAAGUCACUCGAUUGAUGCCAAAACAGAGUUUAUAGAGGGAUUGUUGAAUGAAGGCAAAUUCAAUCCAAACAGACCUAUGUCGAGGUACGAUCUAGAUCACGGUAAACUCCUGCCUAUAUCCGACGAAAUGAAGACUGAGGUACAGCCUGAGUUUCCAUCAUCAUACCCACCACCGUUACCAGCUUUGACUGAGGUGUCGCUGUUUGAGGUACUCACUCAUAGAUCUCUUAAUCCACCACUCAACGUCAUGCAAGAUCCAGAAGGUUACACAUCAUUCGAUAACGAGCGUCUAGAGUUCCUAGGAGAUGCAGUGCUAGAAGUGCAUACGACUGAGGCAAUCUUUGUACAGCACCCGCAGCUGAGACCGGGUGGAAUGGUGAGCUUGCGUAACAGGCUUGUUAAUGGUAAUAUACUAUCAUACUUUGCGGAAAUGUACGGCCUGCCGUCAAAGCUGCGUGUGUCGACGCAAUUGAAGAAUCAAGAUUCACAGGUACAGCAUCACUCAAUGAAAACGAAAGCAGAUGCGAUGGAAGCAUAUAUAGGAGCGGUGUUUCGUGACAGAGAGCCUGGAAUCAGUCGAUCGUGGCUUAUAGAGCUCUUGGGACCAUUCGUAAAGUGCCAUCUCACAGCAGUACAAAGGGAAUUCGAAGAGCGCAAUAGAGGAGAAGUGCAAGGACAUUGGUCUACAGCUAUAAAUAAGAUAUUCGGUAACAAGUUGAAUUGGGAAUUUGGUGAGACAGAUCGCAAUCUCGACGGUGUUGCUAGUUGGUUUGCGAUAUUGCAUAUGGAUGGGCAAAAGAUCGCGGAAGCUAGCAGUAGCAGUAAGAAGAAUGCAAGGUUUACAAUCGCUGCUAUGAUGGCUGAGCAUCUCAAUGUACCAGAUGCAGCAGGAAACUAUAUUCCAGAAGGAUUCUCAGAAAACAUUAAGCAUGGCUAUUUGAAUAAAGAGGCGCUAGAUGGUUUGAAAUGCGUUGAGGAGUUGACUGAUAAGAAAUAA
Messenger RNA from Wallemia ichthyophaga EXF-994, 2013 nucleotides. Its product is annotated as Double-strand-specific pac1 ribonuclease. Bases 1 to 2013 code for a protein of 670 amino acids. Gene Ontology annotation, biological process: primary miRNA processing; regulation of gene expression; rRNA processing. The transcript is spliced from 4 exons. Lineage: Eukaryota; Fungi; Basidiomycota; Wallemiomycetes; Wallemiales; Wallemiaceae. Gene Ontology annotation, molecular function: double-stranded RNA binding; ribonuclease III activity. Gene Ontology annotation, cellular component: nucleus. The record is from RefSeq and is a predicted model, not a curated record.